GGCGAUAGUAGUAACCGAUGGUCAGUCUCAAGAUAGCGUUGCCGAGAGUGCACAACAAUUGAGAGAUGCUCAUGUGAUGAUGUAUGCAAUUGGUGUUACGAAUUUAGUUAACGUACAUGAGUUACAUCAGAUAGCUGGAAAUCCAGCAAGAGUGCUUACAGUCGAAUCAUUCGACGAAUUGAGCAAAACUCUUGCAGAUUCGCUUACUUGGGAUAUGUGCAAGACAGAAUUUAGACCUGGCACACCUGACAUAAUCUGUGGUGCGGAUCGAAUUGGAGUACGAGCAUCAACGAAAAAUCCAUUCGAUGGAUACGUCUUCAUUAUGGACCAUUUUCAUAAAAAAGAAUGUCGAGCAGGUCCCGAGCAAUUUCCAGAUGCUCGAAGUAUUGGCAUUACUAUUCCAUUCACUGAAUGCAACAUACAUCGCUAUCGUUCAUUGAAUCCGCGAGGUAUCUUUGUUGAAAUGACAGUUGUCUUCAUGUUUCAUGCACUAUUUAUGACCAAAGUUGAUCAAAUGGUAAAAGUGCAGUGCUUUUAUAUGGAAGCUGAUAAGUCUGUAUCAGUACCAAUGGAGGUCAGCAUGAUCACAACACAAUUUCGUGAAAAGAUGUAUGAAAUGCCGCGAUGCGAAUAUACUCUUCGGCGUGGAUCACAGGAUGGACCAAUUGUUGAAUAUGCACAACUUGGUGAAAAUGUUUAUCAUCGUUGGGAAUGUCAUGAUCAAGCUGAUACAUUUGGAAUGCUUGUACAUUCCUGUUAUGUCGAUAAUGGUUUUGGUGAUCGAGUAGAUAUUCUGGAUGAUACAGGAUGUGGAGUGGAUAACGUUCUACUGAUGACUCCAGAUUAUGAUGAAACAUUGAGACUUGCAACAAAGCCGUAUCAUGUUUUUAAAUAUGCCGAUAGGCCUGUAUUACAGUUCCAGUGUCAGGUAUGUUCAUCAAAAGAUUAA
Molecule: messenger RNA, 949 nt
Organism: Acanthocheilonema viteae
Lineage: Eukaryota; Metazoa; Nematoda; Chromadorea; Rhabditida; Onchocercidae
Source: the annotation of a GenBank genome assembly